GCGUCAAUUGUCAAAAUAAAUGCCGACUCGUGUGUCAUAUCAGAGUGGAACUCGAAUAAUAAAUAAAUUACAAUUUUACAAUUGCAUUUAAGACGAAUAGAAAAAGAUAAUAUAGCUUAAACAAUGGCAGAUGUUUUGGAUAUAGAUAAUGCUGAAGAGUUUGAAGUUGAUGAGGAUGGAGAUCAGGGUAUUGUCCGCCUUAAAGAGAAAGCAAAACACCGCAAGGGUAGAGGAUUUGGCAAUGAAACAACGACGCGCGAAGCUAUUCAUCAAUAUGAAAGGGUACGUCACGAGGAUGAGGAUGAACUAGAACCCGGUCCUCAACGGUCAGUAGAAGGUUGGAUUCUUUUUGUCACAAAUAUCCACGAAGAGGCACAGGAAGACGAGAUACAAGAGAAAUUUUGUGAUUUUGGAGACAUCAAAAACAUUCACUUGAACUUGGAUCGCCGAACGGGUUUUUCCAAAGGAUAUGCUUUGGUGGAAUUCGAAACACACAAACAGGCUUUAGCUGCAAAGGAUAAUUUAAACGGCGCCGAAAUUAUGGGUCAAGCCAUACAGGUUGACUGGUGCUUCGUCAAGGGACCUAAACGUUUGAAAAAAUCUUCGGACAAAAGACGCCGUUAGGAUUAUUUGCUCAUGAACUGUAUUUUCACAUAUAUGAUUUAAGUCCGCGCUUUAUUCCUCUUCCCAUAUGAAUCUACAAUUGAAAUGACCAAAAUAAAAUUAAAUAAUUUUAUAGGUACUCACGCAACGUAACAACCCAAGGAAAUGUCGCAAAUAUAGUUAAUUUAAAAAGACUCAUAACAUGAAUUUUUGAACAAAUAAACAAACAACAUUUCAGCAAUGUUAUUAUGAUAAAA
This is a messenger RNA of Stomoxys calcitrans (stable fly), 860 nucleotides long. RefSeq names its product RNA-binding protein 8A (gene tsu). The record is from RefSeq and is a predicted model, not a curated record. Gene Ontology annotation, molecular function: mRNA binding. NCBI's taxonomy places the organism in Eukaryota, Metazoa, Arthropoda, Insecta, Diptera, Muscidae. The transcript has 2 exons. Gene Ontology annotation, cellular component: cytoplasm; exon-exon junction complex; nucleus. The coding region runs from base 124 to 624 and encodes 166 amino acids. Gene Ontology annotation, biological process: RNA splicing.